Carcharodon carcharias (great white shark) is the source of this 1137-nucleotide messenger RNA. Its product is annotated as somatostatin receptor type 1-like. Gene Ontology annotation, molecular function: somatostatin receptor activity; neuropeptide binding. The transcript has a single exon. The coding region runs from base 1 to 1137 and encodes 378 amino acids. The record is from RefSeq and is a predicted model, not a curated record. Lineage: Eukaryota; Metazoa; Chordata; Chondrichthyes; Lamniformes; Lamnidae. Gene Ontology annotation, cellular component: neuron projection; membrane. Gene Ontology annotation, biological process: neuropeptide signaling pathway; cellular response to glucocorticoid stimulus.
AUGAACACGCGCAAGCUGCAGCUGCCUUCGGAUGGGGACAUGACAGCCUGGGGCAGUUUUUGGAACCAGUCGGACUUGGUCACGGAUUUGCCCUCCAACUACUCCCUGGGCUCUCUGCAGGAGGAGAGGGACGCCAGGAUGGUGGUCAUCCAGUUCAUUUACGCCAUCGUGUGCCUGAUCGGGCUGGUCGGCAACUCCAUGGUCAUCUUCGUCAUCCUCCGCUACGGCAAGAUGAAAACAGCCACCAACAUCUACAUCCUCAACCUGGCGAUAGCGGACGAGCUCUUCAUGCUGAGCGUCCCCUUCCUAUCGGCUUCGGCCGCUCUCCAGCGGUGGCCCUUCGGUUCGCUCAUGUGCCGGACGGUGCUGAGCGUGGAUGGCAUCAACCAAUUCACCAGUGUCUUCUGCCUCACCGUGCUGAGUGUGGACAGGUACGUGGCCGUGGUCCACCCCAUCAAGGCGGCCAGGUACAGGAGACCCACCGUGGCCAAGAUCAUCAACCUCUGCGUCUGGGUCCUCUCCCUCAUUGUCAUCCUGCCCAUCAUCAUCUUCGCUGGCAUCGCUCCCACCGAGGACGGCGGCGUCGUCUGCAACUUCCUCUGGCCCCAGCCCUCCUGGUCGGUGGCUUUUGUUAUCUACACCUUCCUCCUGGGCUUCCUCAUCCCCGUCUUCGCCAUCUGCCUCUGCUACGUCCUCAUCAUCCUCAAGAUGAGGGUGGUGGCCCUCAAGGCCGGUUGGCAGCAGCGCCGGCGCUCCGAGAAGAAGAUCACCCGCAUGGUCCUCAUGGUGGUGACCGUCUUUGUCAUUUGCUGGAUGCCCUUCUACGUGGUGCAGCUGGCCAAUGUCUUUCUGUCCCGGCUGGACACCACGGUCACCCACCUGUGCGUGAUCCUCAGCUAUGCCAACAGCUGUGCCAACCCCAUCCUCUACGGCUUCCUCUCAGACAAUUUCAAGAGGUCCUUCCAGAGGAUUUUGUGCUUUCGCUGGCUGGAGAACGGCACCGAGGAGCCGGUGGACUAUUACGCUACUGCCCUAAAGAGCAAGGCUUGCAAUCCGCUGGAUUUUCAGCCAGAACACAUUGCCUCUGACCCCGUUUACAGGAACGGUACUUGCACUUCAAGAACAACCAUGUUAUAA